CCUUUUCUAGGCAUGAAAAGUGAAGAGUCAUUGUAAAUUAGUGACAUGAAUGGAAGACUUACUAUUGUAAUUGUAUAUAGAUAAAGGGGAUGGGCAUUCAUCCACUCUUCUCCUCUAUUCACCUUUGACUAUUCUCACUAAAUAGAGUGGCACGGUGAGUGUUCCACUUCCCUCUUAGGCUUUAAUUCACCAUCGAAUCAUAUGAUGCAGGAGAAAAGGCAAAGGCAAAGGCAAAGUCGGAGAUCGGCAUGGGAUAAUCUACCGAGCACAGCUCUUGUUAAUAUAUUCUCAAAAUCCUCCCUCAAAGACCGCAUAUACAACAUCCCUUUGGUCUGCAAAUCCUGGGCUAAUACCUCUCGCCACCCUCACUGUUGGGCCUCUUUUUGUGUCUCCCCUCCGGUUGAUGCCUUUGUAAAAUCUUCGGCAGCUUUUCUAGGCCCUUUCGAUGGUAGACGCAGCAGCGAUCCCCAAAUUGGCAUUCUUGGCCUUCAGUCUCUCAUCAUUAAAGCUGGUGGUGGAUCCGCCUUGACCUCUCUCUAUUUUUUCCCUUUCCUCACUUCUCUUGAUGGCCCUCCCAAUGACGACGCCCUUCUUUCCCUCAUCGCUCAAUCCUGCCCCAAUUUGAAACACUUAUCAUUUCAUGGAUCCUUCAAUGCCUCUGAAGAAGUUUUAUUCCAACUUGUACGGAGCUGUCCCAAUCUGGACCUUGUGGACUUUUCUGAUUCACCAUACUUUAACCCCGCGAUUUUACAAGAGAUGGAGAUUCACUGUCCUAAUAUUAGAGGUAUUAGACGAAACGGAUUUGUGCAACCUCUUCUAUCAUCAAGCCUCAUAAAAUGCUUCCCAAGUUUGAAGAUUCUAAACCUUUCUGAUUCAAGCAUUGGCGACAGAGACUUGCUGACCCUUGUCACUGGUAAUUCAAGACUUGAAUAUUUGGAUAUUAUGCGCUGCCAAAGCUUGAUGCUCUAUAUGCACAUAAUUAAGGGAGCUCAUCGUCGAAUUGCUGAAAUUCACUAUGACUGAGUCUGCAAUUGUGCUGGUAGAUACCUAAUUUGCCUCUUAUUGCUAUUGUACUGCAUAAUCAGGCUUGAAUGUAUCAAACAGAUUUGUAUUCUGCAGAUUAACAAACAAGUUGGUGACCAUGUACUAUUUACAGUUGUUUGUUAAAAUAGAUUGUGGACUUGCAGCUCA
Solanum dulcamara is the source of this 1191-nucleotide messenger RNA. Its product is annotated as putative F-box/LRR-repeat protein 19. NCBI's taxonomy places the organism in Eukaryota, Viridiplantae, Streptophyta, Magnoliopsida, Solanales, Solanaceae. The record is from RefSeq and is a predicted model, not a curated record. The transcript is spliced from 2 exons. The coding region runs from base 202 to 1023 and encodes 273 amino acids. Gene Ontology annotation, molecular function: protein binding.